ACACACCUCGCAACAAGCAAAACUCAACAAACAUGUCGUCAACACCAGUUUCAACCCAACCCAUCGGCUAUUCGGCGUUCCGCUCACAAGUCACCGAGUUUGAUGAGAACGGUAACCCGAUCAAGAAGAAAGGUCGCCCUGUCGGCUGGCGCAAGAGCAUCCAUAGUAAGGCGGCACUUGCAGCUGCAACAGGUCAAAGCGGUGACGGUGUAACUCCAUCGGCAUCAAAGUCAUCGGCUGCUCAGCGCAUGUCACGCGGUCAGGCAGCACCAAGCUAUGCACCACCCAAACAGCGUCGCGCCAGACAGCCAAAGCCAGCCGUCGCCGUCGAGUCCAAGGAGCCUGAAGUCGAGUUUAACGUGUUCAAAUGCGAGUGGGAAGAUUGCGGCUCUGAGUUGCACAACAUCGAUACACUUCGCAAGCACGUCAUCAAGAUUCAUGGCAAGAAGACAUCCGAGGACGACUACGAAUGCGCAUGGUCUGCCUGCUUCAAAGAAGAUGAAAUUACUGCAUUCGACGACAUGGGCUCCUGGAUGGCACACAUGGAGAACGAGCACAUCAAGCCGAUCACGCACAAGCUGGGUGAUGGACCUCGCGCAGGACUCUCAGGUGGCUGUUGAAUCCCUUUCACAGAAACAUCAGAAUUUCACCCUUUCUUGCUAACCAAUGGCUUAUUCAGACCAUAAUUCAGAAAUAUCAGAUGCUUAUCUUUCCGACUCUCGGGGAAGACUGGUGACACCCAUCAUUUCGAUGGUGCCACCUAAGAAGGACACCAAGGAAUGGAGGCACCAGCAAGCAAGAGAAGCGGACGCAAUAAGACUUAGCAAUCUUACAGGAACGAAGCUGAACGACGAGAAGUUGUUGCAGCAAAUGGAGGAGAAGUACAGGAUCGUUGGGCCGGCUAUGAUGAGAGCUGGAAGCACGUUGAUGACUGCAGAGCGCAGGCGCAACUUUCUUCACGACGAAGACUUUUACGAGGUCGUGGACCCGAACGAAGGACCAGG
This is a messenger RNA of Aureobasidium pullulans EXF-150, 1004 nucleotides long. RefSeq lists its product as uncharacterized. The transcript has a single exon. NCBI's taxonomy places the organism in Eukaryota, Fungi, Ascomycota, Dothideomycetes, Dothideales, Saccotheciaceae. The record is from RefSeq and is a predicted model, not a curated record. The coding region runs from base 33 to 620 and encodes 195 amino acids.